CUAACCCAGAGCGCCAUUAUUUACGCUUCAUUUAGUGCUGUACGCAGCGGCCAAUGAAAGGCGGGCAACUUUAAAUGCCGUUGGAGCAGCUGAUUCCCUAACGUGGGAUUUUAAAUUUGUCGGCGGCGUUUGUGGAGGAGAGCGUCGUUUCGGCGUCUCUGCAUUCAAAUUUUAUUUUAUUUGUCGCCUGUCUAUUUCUAUGACAACGUAACCCUCAGUGAAGCUCACUGUAGACAUUUUGAAAAGAGCAGUGAAUUGUAUUUGUUGGAAGGGUGCCUUGGUGAAACAGUAAAACUUCAAGAGACUUGGUCUAGCUCCAAAAUUUCAAUUGCUAACUGACUGAAUUUCCAGCGUUACAAUAUUUUCCAGCGUGUGCAGUUUAAGCACUUUCACUAGACUGCGGUGUGCUCUACCGCUGCUAUCCAGCUGAUGGAGAAGGUGCGGCUCAUCCAGCAGGAGAACAUGUCUGCACGACCGGCCAAGAUGGACACCAAGCUGACGACGCCGUCGGCGGCACGUGUGCCGCUCUCACAGUCGAGCGCGAACGUCCCCACGGGCUCGGGGCAGACGGCCGCCUCCACAGCCAGCAAACCCGUCAAGAAGUGGACGCUGGACGACUUCGAGAUCGGCCGGCCGCUGGGCAAGGGCAAGUUUGGCAAUGUGUACCUGGCGCGUGAGAAGAACUCGCGCUACAUCGUGGCGCUGAAGGUGCUGUUCAAGACGCAGCUGCAGAAGAGCCACGUGGAGCACCAGCUGCGCAGGGAGAUCGAGAUUCAGUCGCACCUUAGGCAUCCGAACAUUUUGAAGAUGUUCGGCUACUUUUACGACGACAAGCGCAUCUACCUGAUCCUGGAGUUUGCGCCAAAGGGCGAGCUGUACAAGGAGCUGCAGUCUCAGCCCAACAAACGCUUCGACGAGGAAAGGUCGGCCCAGUACAUCGCGCAGAUGGCCGACGCGCUCAAAUACUGCCACUCUAGGAAGGUGAUCCACCGGGACAUCAAGCCGGAAAACCUGCUGCUCGGUCUGAAGGGCGAGCUGAAAAUCGCCGACUUUGGCUGGUCGGUGCACGCGCCCUCGUCCAGACGCGGCACCCUGUGCGGCACGCUCGACUACCUGCCGCCCGAGAUGAUCGAGGGCCACGAGCACGACGAAAAGGUGGACAUCUGGUCGCUGGGCAUCCUCUGCUACGAAUUCCUCGUCAGUCGACCUCCGUUCGAGGCCGAGACUAACCAGGAGACGUACCAACGAAUCUCCCGCGUCGACCUGGCGUUCCCCAGCCACGUCAGCGAGCCCGCCAAGGACCUCGUGCGCAGGCUGCUGCGGAAGGACCCCGCCAAGCGGCUGAGUCUGGACGAGGUCAGCAACCACCCGUGGAUCGUGAAGCACGUGAAGAAGCACCCGGCGGCGGCCGGCGGAGCGGCCAAGCCGUCCGGCUCGAGCUGAGUAGCGGGCCGCGGCCCGACCGUCCGUCCCGCCGCCGCCCGGCCCCGUGCGCCGCGCGGCGCGUCCUGUGCCUGACCACUGACUGCGUGAAGUCAGGAGUCUGAGUGUGACUGCCCUGAGCCAAUAGCCCAGACCGGCGUCUGAGACGCGUAAAUCGUGUACAUAGUGAUCGUGUUCGACGGCCGGGGAGGAGCCCGGCGCCGCUCAGCUGCUGUUGUACGUCUGCCAUGCGUUUAGCUGUCGGUUUUAGAUGGAGUCCUAGCCUGGAUGUCUUACUGCCACUGUCGCCUUUGUACAUAGUCACUUCAUCUGCGCCGUGAUUUUAUCCUCAGCGUGAUUUUACGCGCUAGCUCGCCGGCCAAGAUUUUAGUAGUGCGGUCAUGUUUUAGAACUGUUGUAAUAAAAAAUCGGAACAGUA
Messenger RNA from Amphibalanus amphitrite, 1861 nucleotides. Its product is annotated as serine/threonine-protein kinase Aurora-2-like. Gene Ontology annotation, cellular component: spindle midzone; spindle microtubule; chromosome passenger complex. The transcript has 8 exons. NCBI's taxonomy places the organism in Eukaryota, Metazoa, Arthropoda, Thecostraca, Balanomorpha, Balanidae. Gene Ontology annotation, biological process: mitotic spindle organization; protein phosphorylation; regulation of cytokinesis. The record is from RefSeq and is a predicted model, not a curated record. Gene Ontology annotation, molecular function: ATP binding; protein kinase activity. Bases 430 to 1443 code for a protein of 337 amino acids.